AUGCUGCUCAGAAGCAUCUUGACGGCCAGGUGCAUUCCCCCGUCCCCUCAACGUUCCUUUUCAAUGCUUGUGCUGCAGGAGGGGGGUGGGGGGGAGGAGGGGUGGGAGGUGGAGGAGCAGGACGAGGGGGAGGAGCACGAGGAGGGUGGGGUGGAGGAGGAGGGGGAGGAGGAGGAGGACGAGGGGGGUGGAGUGGAGGAGGGGGAGGAGGCAGAGGAGGAGCAGGUGUAG
This is a messenger RNA of Closterium sp. NIES-65, 231 nucleotides long. Lineage: Eukaryota; Viridiplantae; Streptophyta; Zygnematophyceae; Desmidiales; Closteriaceae. The record is from the annotation of a GenBank genome assembly.